Messenger RNA from Symbiodinium sp. CCMP2592, 4587 nucleotides. The record is from the annotation of a GenBank genome assembly. Lineage: Eukaryota; Dinophyceae; Suessiales; Symbiodiniaceae.
AUGGGCCGAAUCAUGCCACUCGAGCGGUUACCCUCCAGAAGUAACCGUACACCUCUGCCCCGUAGACUGCCCCAAGCUCGGACUGUCGCAAGGAGGCAUCCACGGCCUCACGGUCGUUCGAGAGGACGCAGCUGCACCAUGGGCAUUGAACAUCGACAGUCUUCCCAAAGAGACCCCACACGGAGUAGGAACCCUCGAAAAAGAGCUCGCCGAUCUAGCUCAAGGCCCAAGCCACAUGAACAAACUCCCAAAAGAGAAGAGCCCAGAGCGCACCAAGAGAGAAGAUCAGAUGUUACGCAAGACGGGGAGUCAAUCUUACAAAGGAGGCCCGCUGGAUGCUUCAAAGACAGUCAGAAGUAUUCUAUGCCGGCGUUCCAAGACGAAGAAGAAGAAACGCAAGAAGAAGAGCAAGAGGAGGGACAAAAGGAGCAACAGCAGCAACAACAGCAUGAACACUGGAAGCGAGAGCAGCUCAAGCAGCGUUUCAAUCGACUCACAAGACAGCGGGCACCCAUUUCGAGAAGGGCACAGAGUGCGCCAAGUGGCCCGCAAGUACCCAGGUCUACUAACCCGGCAAGCCCUGGACGAGAUGAGCCGAAUUUUGGUACAGUAUGGUGCAGAGGACGAAGUCAAGAUUUUGCCACUGUUCCAGAAAUACACCCGUCAGCACAUUUUGGGGUUGGGGGCGAAUGCCGGCCAGAAGCGCGAGCUAUUGACUUUGGCCACCGUCGCGGACAAGCUGAUUGCCAGAGACAUCUUGGGGGGAUUGGAUGUUGUGACUCAGAGGGUCAAAGCCAUAGAACUCGUAGUGGGAGGCGCAACAUGGCCGGUGGCUCAAAAUUUGGAGCUUAUUCCCAUGGAUCAAGAAAGAUUGGCCGGAGUGGCCGAAGCACAGGGGGCAACGAGAGAAUUCCGGAACGAGAACAAGGUCAGACGGGACAUGGGGAAAGGCAAAGGUUGGGGGGAGCGCGACGGCAAAGGCAAGUGGAGCGAGAAGGGGAAGAAAGGAGAUGGAAAGAAAGGGGCCGGGAAGUGGGAACGUCCAUCGGCCCCGAAAGUCGAGCCGACGAAGCCCUCCCAUUGAAUGGGGGGCAAGCCGGGGCCCAAUGUGGGGCCUCACUUCCAUGCCAUAUGUCUCCGCUGGCAGGCGCUUCAACUGGGAUUCCGCAGGAGACACUUCCGCCUCCAAGGCAGGAUUCCUGCGCAAGUGUGAGCGAUGUUCACAUGCCAUGCAAGUCUGGUGAUCUUGGGGAGUUGCUGUUAGCGUUUAUUCUGGGCAGUGAUGAUUGUGGGUUUUCGGAGCUGGUUGCAUCAUCUUGCGGAGCAGAGGAGGAGACGACGGCGGAGGGGACCCUUCGGAGAAAGAGAGAUGUGUUCCCUCUGCCCCUGCCCAGAAAGAGCGAAAUAGCAAGAUUCAGACUGGAGAGGAGUAAUCACAAAGUGUGGCUAUAUGUUGUGGUGUCAGCUCUCAAUUAUCUCCAUGGCGGGAGAUAUGCGGGCGUUUGUGUUGGCCCUCCUACCGCAGUGCAGAGCCAAAUUCUGGAAUACUUAGAGGAUCGAGUCCACGUUUUUCUCAAGCAUGAGUUCUGUGUGGAGGAGUUUCAUUGGCCCAGGUUCUUGCAAACUCGAACAUUGAGUUAUGGAGGUGAGGAAGUCCGCACAGCUCAGUGGACUACAUGGGCUAACUUGAAGCCUGCUUUGCCUUACGGUGCCAUCGGCAAGAUCCCCGCAAUUGAGUUGGCGGAGGGUGGAGUGCUUGAUGCGCUUCAGCAUCCUGACAGAUACUUGCGCCCGGGUUGGAACGAUCAUGAGGUCAGGAGUUCAAGGGUUAUGGUGGAUGAGCAUGAGUGGCCUGAAUUAGCACGCGGCCUUGUUGAGUACAACCUGGUGUCGAUUAUUCCAGAAAGUGCAGUGGCAAAGGCAGGUGGACGCAUGAUUCAAAACGGGCUUUUUGGUAUUGAAAAGGGGGAGGUCCAUGACGGCGUGGAGGUACAUCGAUUGAUUAUGAAUUUGGUUCCUUUCAAUUCUGUUUGCCUCAGUGUGGAGGGCGAUGUUGGGACACUCCCGUUGAUGCAUCAAAUGAAUGCGUUGCAGUUGCAUCCCCAUGAAGAAAUGGUCAUUUCCAGUGAAGAUGUCCGAUGCUUUUUCUACGUGUUCUCCUUGCCUCCCUCCUGGCUUCCUUACUUGACAUUCUCCCGUCCAGUGCCCUCGGAUUUGGUACCACCUGGAGUAACCGAGCGAUGUUAUCUCUCUGCCAAGGUCCUCCCCAUGGGCUUCUUGAAUAGUGUCGGCAUCGCGCAACAUUUACAUCGAAACUUCCUGAGGAAGGUUCAAGGUUCGCCUUCGAGGUUGCUCGGCUUCUCCGAGUUGCGCAAAGAUCGGGCUUUCACCCUGGCAAAUCCCACUUGGAGAGUCUAUCUUGACAAUUUGGACGUGCUUGAGAAAGUAUCCCCGGCAGCGAUCCCACUUCUCGAGGGUCAGGUAUCGGCAGAGGUCUCCCCAUUGAUUGCUGCAUAUCAAGCGUCGGGUAUCCCCCUGAAUCCAAAGAAAUCUGUCCACCAGAAGCAGAUGGCUGAGAUGCAAGGGGCGGAUUUAGAUGGUUCUGUGGGGAUGGGACGUCCAAAAGGCGACAAACUGGCCAAAUAUGUCAGCGCUGCACUUUCGUUACUGAAGAAGGGUAGCUGUACUCAGAAGGCAAUUCGCAUUGUGGCUGGUGGUUUUGUUUAUUUCGGAAUGUUCAGAAGGGCAUUGAUGUCUUCUUUGAACUACAUCUGGCAGUUUAUCCAAUCCUUCGAUGAGAGCAAGAUCGGAUUUCAGCAGAUUCCCGGAGCCGUCAAAUCUGAGCUUCUGAUGUUCAUCAGCCUGCUUCCUCUCGCUCAUUUCGACUUCCGAUCGUCAGUUUCAGGGCUUGUGACCGCCAGUGAUGCCUCCAUGCUGGGGGGUGGAGUCUGCGCCUCCGAAGCGGUGUCGACCUAUGGUGCUACCGUGGCUUCCUUACCUUUCCGAGGGGAAUCUUCUCUGGACAUUCCAGAAAAGGGGAUCGUGUGUGUUGGGCUAUUUGACGGCAUAUCUGGCCUUCGAGUCGCCUUGGAAGCAGUACGAGCUCAGGUUUGUUUGCACAUUUCCGUCGAGUCGGAUGUUCACGCCCGUCGAGUUGUGGAAACAGCCUUUCCGAAAGUCCAUUUCUUAGAUGAGGUGGAGCAGAUCACUCCACAGAAGUGCCGUGAAUGGGCUGGAAGGGCGACCAACGCAAGGCUUGUGUUAGUUGGAGCUGGACCCCCACGCGGGCCUUUGCAUAAGCUUGUAUUGCCGGUGGUUGAGAUGUUGAAGGAAGCUUUCCCUUGGGCUGCAGUUCAUUUUCUUCAAGAGAGCGUCUUCAGCAUGAGUCCCGAUGACCGUUCGGCGCUAACCUUGCAAGCUGGAGUCCUUCCUUACAUGAUUCCCGCCUCGGGCAUUUCACCUUGUCGCCGUGAUCGUCUUUACUGGUUUGACUGGGGGUUGACAGGAUCAGACCAAGUACGACUGUACCCUCCUUCGAACUCUCACUCAUCCAGCUACGGGGAGGUGCACUUCCAUGUUGAGUUGGAUGCCAAAGGUGUGUUGGAACCAGGGUGGCAAUUUCAUCACAGCACUGACAAGUUUCAUACCUUCACCUCUGCGCAGUCCUCUGACCAGCCUAGGGUGAAACCUGCGGGCCUAGAACGUUGCAAUUCCGAGGAGUUGGCCCGAUGGACGGCCGACCGCCAUCGCUUCCCGCCCUACCAAUAUCAAGACCGCAAUCUUCUCUGGCACACGAAGCAUCCCCCAAGGCCAGCUUCCGCUUCCGAACGCGAACGAGCCAUGGGGUACCCAGUCGGCUAUACCCUCAACAGUAUGCCGAAAGGAGAAGCCAAACAAAACAAAACCGUUCAUGACAAUAUUCGCUUAUCCCUCCUAGGGAAUUCGUGGAACGUUGCUGUUAUUGGGUUUCUCUUGAUUCAUGUGCUGGCUCCGCUGGAGUUGUGUUUGGUUCGGACGCUGGAUGCCCUCCUGGCGACCCUGUACCGUGACCUACCUCUUCAAGGGGAUUGCCUACUUUCGUGGCACAGUCUGGGACGGGUUUACCGAAGUGAUUCUCCGUGUGCUGAGGCGUUGGCACAAAAGCUCAUGACGCUGAUGUCUGCUAAAGGGGAGGACGUAAUGUUGCAAAUCUCUGCCGAUGCCAGGGUCCAGCAAAAAUAUCGCAACAGUAUCCCUGCUGGGCUUUGGGUGUGGCAGGAGAUAUGCGGCUGGAAGUGGCCCGAUGCGCCGCACGACCACAUCAACAAGCUCGAACUACGGGCCUUGUACACCUCGUUACGGUGGCGGGUACUCCGCCGACAUGAAACUCGAAUUCGUUGUCUGCAUUUGACAGACUCUAUGGUUUGCUUGCACCUUUUACGGCGGGGGCGUUCAAGCUCCAGAAAGCUUCAAAGUCUUUUGUAUCGCGUGUCGUCUCUUCUUCUUGCUACCGGGCUCCAUCCGUUCGUCGCGUACGUUUCAACAGACACAAACCCGGCCGAUCGGCCGAGCCGGAGAGCUCGAGUCCGCAAGAAAUGGUUAAAGUGA